This is a messenger RNA of Etheostoma spectabile (orangethroat darter), 2196 nucleotides long. It is a transcript of the gene ehd1a, whose product is annotated as EH-domain containing 1a. The transcript has 6 exons. The coding region runs from base 1 to 1599 and encodes 532 amino acids. The record is from RefSeq and is a predicted model, not a curated record. Gene Ontology annotation, molecular function: GTP binding; protein binding; calcium ion binding. Lineage: Eukaryota; Metazoa; Chordata; Actinopteri; Perciformes; Percidae. Gene Ontology annotation, biological process: endosomal transport; endocytosis. Gene Ontology annotation, cellular component: cytoplasm; plasma membrane.
AUGUUCAGAAAGAACUUGAAGAAGGACCCCGAGCUGUUUCAGAACGUGUCGGAGGGGCUGCGGCGACUCUACCGGACCAAGCUGUUCCCGCUAGAGGACACGUAUCGAUUCCACGACUUCCACUCCCCUGCACUCGAAGAUGCCGACUUCGACAACAAGCCCAUGGUCCUCCUUGUGGGUCAGUACUCCACCGGGAAGACCACCUUUAUUCGGCACCUCAUGGAACAGGACUUCCCCGGUAUGCGCAUUGGCCCCGAGCCGACAACUGACUCUUUCAUCGCGGUGAUGCACGGCGAGCAGGACGGGGUGAUACCUGGUAAUGCUCUGGUUGUCGACCCCAAGAAGCCCUUCCGCAAACUCAACGCCUUUGGCAACGCGUUUCUCAACAGGUUCAUGUGUGCCCAGAUGCCUAACCCCGUCCUGGAGAGCAUCAGUAUCAUUGAUACUCCUGGAAUCCUGUCUGGAGAGAAACAAAGAAUAAGCAGAGGUUACGACUUUGCCGCGGUGCUGGAGUGGUUUGCAGAGCGCGUGGACCGCAUCAUUCUCCUGUUUGACGCCCACAAGCUGGACAUCUCGGAUGAGUUCUCCGAGGUCAUCCGAGCUCUGAAGAACCACGAGGACAAAAUGCGUGUGGUGCUGAACAAGGCGGACCAGAUCAGCACUCAGCAGCUGAUGAGAGUCUACGGAGCGCUGAUGUGGUCUCUGGGGAAAAUCAUCAACACGCCUGAGGUGGUGCGUGUGUACAUUGGGUCGUUCUGGGCCCAGCCCCUGUUGGUCCCAGACAACAGGAAGCUGUUUGAGGCAGAGGAGCAGGACCUGUUCUUAGAUAUCCAGUCGUUGCCACGUAACGCUGCUCUACGCAAGCUCAAUGACCUUAUCAAACGAGCACGCCUUGCCAAGGUACAGGCCUACAUUAUCAGCUCUCUGAAAAAGGACAUGCCAAGUGUGUUCGGAAAGGACUCCAAGAAGAAGGAGCUGAUAGCCAACCUGGGAGAAAUCUACCAUAAGAUCGAGAAGGAGCACCAGAUCUCACCUGGGGAUUUCCCCAACCUCGCCAAGAUGCAGGAGCUCCUGAAUGGCCAGGACUUCUCUAAGUUCGCAGCGCUGAAGCCAAAGCUGCUGGAGGCGGUGGAAGACAUGCUCGCCAACGACAUUGCACGUCUCAUGGCGAUGGUGCGCCAGGAAGAAGCCGCCAUGCCCAGCCAGUCCGUCAAGGGUGGAGCCUUUGAGGGAACCAUGAAUGGUCCCUUUGGUCAUGGCUAUGGAGAGGGUGCCAGCGAAGGCAUCGAUGAGCUGGAGUGGGUGGUGGGUCGCGACAAGCCUACAUAUGACGAGAUCUUCUACACCCUCUCACCCAUCAACGGCAAAGUGUCUGGCGCUGCAGCCAAGAAGGAGAUGCUGAAGUCCAAGCUGCCCAACACGGUCCUGGGGAAGAUCUGGAAGCUAGCAGAUGUGGAUAAAGAUGGCCUCCUCGAUGAUGAGGAGUUCGCCCUUGCCAACCACCUGAUCAAAGUGAAGCUGGAGGGUCACGAAUUGCCGCCCUCCCUGCCUGAACACCUGGUGCCACCGUCCAAACGCGGGACAGUCCUGGAGGCCUAGAGGAGGAGGGGCAGCCUGGAGACCAGCCAUGUCAACGCUUUUGCAUCAUGUUCAGGACACUUCAGACAAAAGUCCAACCACAAGCAUGAACAGCAUCAUCCUCCAUCAAGCUGUGAGUCUCCAGGCUUCCUGACACACCACGAGGAGGUAUCGCUGUGAUCGUUUUCACCAGAGAGAGACUGGAGGGGUCAGGAGGGAGGUGGGAGGGAGGGGAGGUCCAUCUUUGCGCAUUAGGGAAUACUAUUUAGGUAUCUGUUAGAAAUAAAUGAGGGGAGGGGGUUGAUUUGCAAACAGAUGAAAGGACAUUACCAGAUCAUGAACUGAUGGGCAGUUGGAAGUCACAUGAUGGGGGUGAACAUGGAUUUGUGCGUCCUGUGUAAAAGAUGUCUUCUAAGCAUACAGUCCAUAUUAUAUGUUGAUCCAAAGAAAUAUAGUUUUUUUCCAUUUGGAGAGAGAAAGAGGAAAUAAAUAAAAACAGCUAUUAGAAUUGUUUCAUCUAUAUUUUUGUAUUUCCUGACUGUUAACUUGGACUCUUUCCAAAUGCUUCACUUUUUAUUAUUUUGCCAGGUAAAUAAAAAGGAAUACUGUACCAUCUGA